GGUUGCCGGGUGAUUGGCAGGUCGGAGCCGGAGGGGUUGGGGCGGCCGCCCGGGGAUUCUCUCUCCGUGGCGUGGCGCCUCCCUGCGCCAGGGAGAUUGUUUUACCAAUAAAGUUUUAAUUUCUGUAGUCAUUCAGGCAAACAGCUGCGCGUCUGGGACCCUCCGUGGAUACGCGACACAUGUUCGUUUAACGUCAUCUUGGUUUAAUGACAAUUCAACUGCGUGGGGUUUCGACUUCGUUUUUUCUUCAGAAGCAAUUAAAUCCAUUCCCAUAUUUAUUUUAUACACUUUUGAUUUCUGAACAUAAGACAACUAAGCGUUCAUCAAGCUCAAUUAGAAAAGGAUGUAUAACAUAUAACAUUAUACGUAUGAAGUUCAUAAUUCCAUUCCCAUAUUUGUUAUAUACCCUUUUGAUUUCUAUAGCAUAAGACAAAUAAACGUUCUCUAAGCUCAGUAAAUAAAUAAGGUAUAUAACGUUAUGCGUUUUAUAUUUUCUAAUACUUUAUUUUCUAUCAGGCCAUGUGACGUAGUUCCCGAUUGAUUAUUGACCUUCACGAGGACUGGUAGUUUAAUCUGACGCGUGCAUGAUUUCAUUCGAACGCACAUGUCUGAAGACCUUGUUCACGACGUUAUGUGGUUUACGUAAAAUCUCCUGUAUUCCGCACUGUGGACGUACUUCUCGGAUCCGAAGCCGCAGGGAAAAAAAACUAUUGACGAAGAUACUUCGAAGUUACGGCCCGGACAGAAAAUGGCGGACAACACGUUAGAACACCUUGUCCUCAGGAGCUCCUCCGGGGUUUCUCUCAAUGACCGCUUCUCGAAGGUUUUUGAGGCCCCGGCCCCCGGUGAGGUGAAGCUUGAGCCCCUCGUGGACGACCCGUGCUUGGACGACGAGGUCCGGACUGUCCUGCUCAGGAAGAACGGACCGCAGCAACGGCCGACCAGAGUCGCCCCCCCCGGGGCCCAGCAAGGGGGGGGCCCCCAGCCCCGACUGCUGCUCACCCGGGGCCCCCGACGCCCCGGGGGGCUGGGGGCCCCCCUGGGCUCGGCGGCGCUGGAGGACCGGCUCCUGGGGGGGCGGCGGUGCCCCUGCGCCCUCUGGGGGCUGCGGCUGCUCAGCCGGCGGCACGGCUGGGCCGGGAAGGUGCUCGGGGCCCGACCGAUCCGGAGGGCCGGCUCCACCCCCAACCCACUGAGACGGCGCUGGCUAACCAUGGUAACCACGGGAACGACCAGCGUACCGGUCCAGACUAACGCCUGGACCAGCACCAACCUCUCGCCGGUCCGGACUAACGCCUGGCAACCCGCCCCCAAACAAGGCUGGAAGGCCCAGUUCAGGAGGAAGGUCCCCAGUAAGGAGGUGCUGGACCGGCAGCUGGACGACUACAUGUCCAAGUCCAAGAGGUACCUGGAUGCCCAGCUGGACGCCUACAUGGCCCAGGCCGGAGACCGGGACGCGGACGACGACGACAGGAAGCUGUACGACAGCGACUGCGCUGAGUAAACCCGGUCUGGGGGCGUGUCUUAGCUGGAGGUUUAUUUUAUAGAGCGCUUUAUGUUUUAACGUUGACCCAUUCAGUGUCUGUGUGGUUGUUUUGUCUUUUUACUCAGAGUCCAGUUUCACCAGCAGAUGUUUUUUAGUUGGCAGAUGUUUUAUGUCAAAUGUCGGGUUUGUGUCGUUGAUGUGUUGUGAUCUUCUCUGUGUUUAGGUUUAAUUAAAGGAGGCUGUGGCCCAAUCGAUUGAG
Molecule: messenger RNA, 1745 nt
Organism: Gadus morhua (Atlantic cod)
Lineage: Eukaryota; Metazoa; Chordata; Actinopteri; Gadiformes; Gadidae
Product: chromatin target of PRMT1 protein
Exons: 6
Coding region: 749-1504 (251 amino acids)
Source: RefSeq, a predicted model, not a curated record